This is a messenger RNA of Suillus bovinus, 270 nucleotides long. RefSeq lists its product as uncharacterized. Lineage: Eukaryota; Fungi; Basidiomycota; Agaricomycetes; Boletales; Suillaceae. The transcript has a single exon. The annotation marks the transcript as partial. The record is from RefSeq and is a predicted model, not a curated record.
UUUGAAACACCUCCAGAUGACUCAGGUCUCUUCCGUGUUUAUCCUACCCGUCCGACGUUAUUGCCCUGCAAUAACACACUCAAGAGGGUCACUGACACACCGACACUCGCUGGGGGCGAUCGGACUACCAGUCGCAUCACCGAAGGGUUAUUGUCAAAUGAGAUCAGCAAUGAUGAUUUAUAUUUGGCAUUCUCUAACCCUACUGCCAGCCUUUUAAUGGCCUAUCAAUAUUCUGGAACCAGUCAGCAAUCUGUUGCUGAGUUGCAAUGA